Anas platyrhynchos (mallard) is the source of this 4467-nucleotide messenger RNA. It is a transcript of the gene TRAPPC11, whose product is annotated as trafficking protein particle complex subunit 11. Lineage: Eukaryota; Metazoa; Chordata; Aves; Anseriformes; Anatidae. The record is from RefSeq and is a predicted model, not a curated record.
CCCGGGGCGGCUCCCGCUCAUCCCGGGCCGCUGCCGGCGCCGCGCCUCAGGCGGGCGGGGAGCGGGGCCUGUGAGGGGCCGAGCGGGGCCGGGUCCGCGCUGUGAGGGGCCGUGAGGGGCCGCCGCCACCCCCGCAGGAUGGCCGGCAGCCAGUGGGACUUCCCGGUGGAGCUGUGCUGCCGCCCCAUGGCCUUCGUGACGCUGACGGGCCUGGACGUGGUGUACAACGCCGUGCACCGCGCCGUCUGGGACGCCUUCUGCGCCAACCGCCGCGCCGACCGCGUGCCCAUCUCCUUCAAGGUGCUGCCCGGCGACCACGAGUACCCCAAGUGCCGCACCAAGAGGACCUCCUACGAGUGGUACAUUCCCAAAGGCAUCCUGAAGACCGGCUGGAUGAACAAGCACCUCAACCUGGUCCCCGCGCUGGUGGUGGUGUUCUACGAGCUGGACUGGGACGAGCCGCAGUGGAAGGAGAAGCAGUCGGAGUGUGCCACUCGGGUGGAGAUCGUCAGGCAAAGUUUGCAGGGAAGAAAUACAAAAGUCGCCGUGGUUUUGAUACAGAAAAAAACACCGCUACCUCCAGGGGAAGAUGUUAUUGCGUCGGAGAGGGCAGCAGCUUUAUGUAACGCUUGUGACCUUUCUGGAAAAUCUCUCUUUGUGCUUCCACACACGGAUCAUCUUGUUGGUUAUAUUAUAAGGUUGGAAAAUGCAUUCUAUGAGCACGCACAGACGUACUAUUACACAGAAAUACGAAGAGUCAAAUCUCACAAGGAAUUUUUGAAUAAAACUACUCAUCAGCUUUUGUUUGUUAGACACCAGUUCAAAAUAGCAUUCUUCAGUGAGCUGAAACAGGACACGCAGAACGCUCUCAAAAACUACAGAACUGCGUAUAAUCUUGUACAUGAAUUGAGAGCUCAUGAAACAAACAUGCUGGAAAUCAAGACAAUGGCAGGAUUUAUAAACUACAAGAUCUGUCGCCUCUGUUUUCAACACAAUACUCCACUGGAUGCAAUUGCUCAGUUCAGGAAACAUAUAGACUUAUGCAAGAAAAAAAUAGGAAGUGCAGAACUGGCUUUCGAACAUGCUGCCUGGAUGUCUAAACAGUUUCAGGCUUUUGGUGACUUGUUUGAUGAAGCGAUUAAGCUGGGUUUGACAGCAAUUCAAACUCAGAAUCCAGGUUUCUAUUACCAGCAAGCAGCCUACUAUGCACAGGAGCGGAAACAACUAGCAAGUAUGCUUUGUAACCAUGAUUCGUCUGUGGUAUAUCCCAAUCCGGAUCCCCUGGAAACCCAGACCGGAGUGCUUGACUUCUAUGGGCAAAGACCAUGGCGGCAGGGAACAUUAAGCUUUGAUCUUUCUGAUCCUGAAAAGGAGAAGAUGGGGAUUUUGUCCCUUCAGUUGAAAGAGAAGAAUGUUCUUCACUCAGAGCUAAUAAUUACUUUGUUGAGUAAUGCUGUUGCGCAGUUCAAGAAAUACAAAUGUCCAAGAAUGAAAAGCCAUCUGAUGGUUCAAAUGGGUGAAGAAUAUUACUUUGCGAAGGAUUACGCCAAAGCUUUGAAGCUGUUGGAUUAUGUUAUGUGUGAAUAUCGGAGUGAAGGAUGGUGGACUCUUCUCACUUCCAUAUUGACGACGGCUCUCAAGUGUUCAUAUCUGAUGGCCCAGAUAAAGGAUUAUAUUACAUACUCCUUAGAGCUACUGGGUAGAGCAUCUACUCUUAAAGAUGAUCAGAAAUCUCGAAUAGAAAAAAAUCUGAUAAAAGUUCUAAUGAAUGAGAGCCCCGAUCCUGAGCCUGAUUGUGAUGCUACUGCUGUGAAAGCUUCACAAAAAUUGUGGGCUGACCGUGUUUCCUUAGCAGGUAGCAAUGUAUUUACAAUAGAAGUCCAAGAUUUUAUACCAUUUGUGCAGUGCAAAGCAAAAUUUCUUUCUCCAAGUUUUCAUGUUGAUGUUCCUGUGCAAUUUGAUAUAUACUUGAGAGCUGAUUGUCCUCAUCCUAUCAGGUUUUCUAAGCUGUGCAUCAGUUUCAAUAAUCAGGAUUACAACCAAUACUGUGUGGUAGAAGAAGCCUAUCAACAAAGUGAUAUUCUAGAACAGUCAUCACAAGGAACAAUGUGCUUAGUCCCUGGUAAAACAAGAAAGUUCACUUUCAAAUUUGUUGCAAAAACUGAAGAUGUAGGAAAGAAGAUUGAGAUCACAUCUGUGGAUUUGGUCCUGGGAAGUGAAUCUGGCCGUUGUGUGAUUCUGAACUGGCGUGGAGGAGGUGGAGAUGCUGCUUCCACUCAGGAAGCGUUGCAGGCCUCACGUUCCUUCAGGCGAAGACCUAAGCUUCCAGAUAAUGAAGUUCAUUGGGAUAGCUUGGCUAUUCAGGCAAGCACUAUGAUUAUUUCUAGAGUGCCAAACAUUUCUGUUCAGCUCCGUCAUGAACCUCCUGCCCUGACUAAUGAAAUGUAUUGUUUGAUUGUGACAAUCCAGUCACAUGAGGAGACAGUGGCCAAAGAUGUUAAGCUUACAGCAGGUUUAAAGCCAGGGCAAGAUGCCAACCUGACACAGAAAACUCAGGUGACUCUUCAUGGAACAGACACGUGUGAUGACUCCUUUCCUGCACUGCUUCCUGAUAUCCCCAUAGGGGACUUGCAACCAGGGGAAAAGAUAGAAAAACCAAUAUACAUUCGUUGUGGAACUGUUGGCGCAAGGAUGUUUCUGGUCUAUGUUUCUUACUUAAUCAACACUACUGUUGAGGGGAAAGAAAUUCUCUGCAAGUGCCACCGGGAUGAAACUGUAACUAUAGAAACAGUGUUUCCUUUUGAUGUUGCUGUGAAAUUUGUCUCCACAAAGCUGGAGCACUUGGACAGAGUCUUCGUAGAUAUACCGUUUUUACUGAUGACAGACAUCCUGAGUGCCUCUCCUUGGCCCCUCACUAUUGUAACCAGCCAGCUACAGCUGUCAGCUUCCAUGACUCCAGUAGAUCAGCUGGAAUCUUACGUGGAGAACGUUGUUUUACAGACAGGUGAGAGUGCCAGUGAGUGCUUUUGCCUUCGAUGUCCUCCAGUCACUAAUGCUAGUGGAGUGGCAACUGGAUGUUACGUCAUUUCAUGGAAGAGAAGCUCACCUGUGGAAAGCGUGCCUGUUGUUAGUACAGUCAUCACUCUGCCUCAUGUGGUUGUAGAGACCAUUCCCCUCCAUGUUAACACAGAUCUACCCUCAUUUGGUCGAGUCCGAGAAUCCCUCCCUGUCAGAUAUCACCUGCAAAAUAAGACGAAUUUAGUCCAAGAUGUGGAGGUGUCAGUGGAACCAAGUGAUGCCUUCAUGUUCUCCGGCCUUAAACAGAUCCGAUUAAGAAUCCUUCCAGGCACACAGCAGGAGGUGUUAUACAACUUCUAUCCUCUGAUGGCUGGGUAUCAACAGUUACCAUCUCUUCAUGUUAACCUGCUGCGAUUCCCAAACUUCACUAAUCAGCUGCUCAGAAGAUUCAUACCUACACACAUUUUUGUAAAGCCUCAGGGUCGUCAAGCAGAUGACAACUCAAUUGCAGCUGCGUAACUUCGAGACUCGUACCUCUGCACUUAAAGGAAAGGAGAAGCUGCACAGAAUAUGUAAAACUUGCUUUGGAAACAUGGCUUUGAUCAAACCAUAAGAAUUUUAUUUUUAAAUUACACCUCUUAACAGAACUAAUGUUUAAAAAAACCUAGUCUUUCAUAGACUGUCUUUAAGGAAGAAACAUAGAGAAAACUUGGUGCUUUAUUUAACAGUAACGUUCUUUUGAAGUUAACUGUACGUCAAACUCUUAAAGGUAUUAUUUUAUAAGCAUAUUAAAUGUCUUGAAUGUUUAAGUGGAGAAAUGCAGAUUUACUUGACCAAAACCAAAAUACAUUUUCUUAAUUAACAGUAAGCUAAGUGCUAAGUUUGCACUUUUUACUGAGAUUUACAACACUGAAAAUGAUUAUUCUUUACAGAAAUGUGUUCUGUGCCACUUCUGUUGAGGAUAGAACACAGGUUAUGCAGUAGCAUAGCAAACUUCAAAUGAUUAACUCGUACUGUUGGAAUCAAGUGGCUUACUGGUCAUUUAAAACCAUAAAUCUAAAAGGCGCUGUUUCUUCUGGGCAAGCCAUACAUCUGAAUUUGAACUCAGCAACAGCUAGUCUAAUGAACAGAGAUUCGUUCAUAACAGGUGGACUAUCCAACCUCGACUUGAUGUGGCUUUGGAUUAUUUUUACCCACACAGCUUCCAGAUUAAAGACGUGUUUUGAUAGUCUCCUGGUGCGUGAAUUUAAAAAAAAAUAAAAAUAAAAAUCCUACUGUUGUACAGCUGCAGAUGAACUGGUGUUUAAAAUAGAGUAAAUCAUGUAUAUAUUUAAAAAUAAACAGAAAACUUCAGUUGUUUAACUUUCAGAAUAAUUACAUUUUGAUUGCUUGGAAAAUACCUUAUUUAUUGUCAAAGUGAAGUUCUAAUAAACAGCUUGUUACAGAGUA